Molecule: messenger RNA, 7572 nt
Organism: Dunckerocampus dactyliophorus (ringed pipefish)
Lineage: Eukaryota; Metazoa; Chordata; Actinopteri; Syngnathiformes; Syngnathidae
Gene: wwc1
Product: WW and C2 domain containing 1
Exons: 21
Coding region: 771-4244 (1157 amino acids)
Biological process (GO): cell migration; regulation of hippo signaling; negative regulation of organ growth
Cellular component (GO): cytoplasm
Molecular function (GO): kinase binding; molecular adaptor activity
Source: RefSeq, a predicted model, not a curated record
UGCAGCAGUAGGCAACAUCCGUGUGCCUUGACACCCAGCUUGUGACUUGAGUGAAGUCACCGGGAACUGAAUUGAAGACUUUAACAGACCCUGCUUGCUGCAUCCUUAGGCGUCUUCGGUGGGGACAAAGUUAGAAUUUGCCGAGUUUAAUGUUGUUUUAAAGCGACCGUUUCCCCGGUGUUUGCCUCGCGUUUGACUUGUUUGGUUAACGUCCCACACCACGGUUGGCUGCUUGCUUCUUGGCAGGAAGGCUAGCAUCGGUUCCUGCUUGCUAUAAAAAAAAAACAUGGUGGCCCGUGGUCACGAAGAAAACAAGGCUGUUCAGGGAUAUAGAGUGUGAAUUUUUUAAAACGAUAUUUACUCCGAGGACACUAACUGUCACAUUUGGAAGUGGCGGGGGUCUUCGCGCGACGUGAGGCUGUGGAUACCAUUUUUGUGCAGUCAUUUGCUUCCAAAGUUGCCACCAGGACGACUUCAAGUUUCCCCUACAAAAGAUGGCGCUUACAUCUUUUUAAAAAAACAACAUAAAGCAGGACAAAUGGGCGCAAGUGCUGCCUAAUGGAACCAUUUUACCCCCGACGUCACAUUUAGCAGCUCCCUUUUUAUUCAAGAUUAUUAUUAUGGAUGCACAAACUCGGAAAUAUUGGGAAUAACGACUGCUUCUGCCGUUGAUGCCGAGCGUGAUGACGAUGAUGACAGAGAAAAGCGAUGGCUUCCCUUCGUUGAGAUUUUGAGUAGCGAGGAGUUAAUUACAUGGAGACUCGCCUGACAUGCCGAGGAAGGAGUUGCCACUACCUGAAGGUUGGGAGGAAGCCAGAGACUUUGAUGGCAAAGUCUACUACAUUGACCACAUCAACCAGAGCACCAGCUGGAUCGACCCCAGAGACAGGCACACGAAGCCUCUGACGUUCGCCGACUGUAUCGGAGAUGAGCUGCCAGUCGGUUGGGAGGAGGCGUAUGACCCCGUGGUUGGAGCGUACUACGUCGACCACAACACUAAGAGCACCCAGCUGGAGGAUCCGCGGGCCCAAUGGCAGCGGGAGCAAGAGUCCAUGCUGCGGGAGUACCUGGCUGUGGCCCGCGACGCCCUGAGUGCCCAGAAAGAGAUCUACCAGGUGAAGGAGCAAAGGCUUCGUCUCGCACAACAGGAGUACCGGCAGCUCAACGACACCUGGCAGGACAAGUCAACAUCGCAAACUAGCUUGAAUUCCAGGACGUCAUCCUCCAGCAAGUACGACCCAGAUAUCCUUAAAGCGGAAAUAGCCACAGCCAAAAGUCGGGUCAACAAGCUGAAGCGGGACUUGGCCUGUAUGAAGCAGGAACUGCAGUACAAAGAACAAGGCUUUGAAACGCUGAAAGAGAUUGACCAGAAGGUGUCCAACAGCCCGUAUGGCUACAAGCUGCAGGAGGCACAAGCCAUCCUCAACGAGGUGCGCUCCAUCCGGGAUGCCAUCAACUCCGGCGAGAAGGAAAAGCAAGAACUCAUGCAGAAACUGGCCGUUCUGAAGGAUGGCUUCCAGCUGGACUCUGGCUCACAGCAGGAACUGUGGGGCAGCAGUCCCUCGCUGGCCAACUCGGAGCUCUCCAUACCCCGUCUCUAUUCUGAUGCCGGCUCCCAGACCGACAUCCCUGCUGAGUACAUGAACAACUCCAAUAAACUGGCAGAGAAAGUUCGACUCAGUCUGAAGUACGAGGAGGCAAAGCGUCGAAUUGCCACCAUCGAGGUGCAGAUCGCAAAACUGGACAGCGAGGCAUGGCCGGGGCUGCUGGACCCAGAGCGCGACCGUCUCAUUCUCAUCAACGAGAAAGAGGAGCUGCUGAAGGAGCUUCAAUACGUCAGCCCACGCCAGCGCCUGGGGCCCAAUGAUGCCCAGAAGCUGGAAACAGAGAAGAAGCGUCUGGAGAAAGACCUGCAAGCCGCUAGGGAUAGCCAGAGCAAGGCUCUGACUGAAAGGCUGCGUCUUCACUGCAGGAGGAACAAGCUGGUGAGAGAGCUGGAGGAGUUAGUUCGAUUGGCCACAUCCUUACACACUCAACUCAAAAGCCUGUCCGCCAGCACCUUAUCAUGCUCGUCCGGCAGCAGUCGAGGUUCCCUGACGUCAAGCCGCGGCUCGCUGGCUACCACCUCCAGCCUGGGCUCCUCCUCCUCGCUCAGCUUCACCGACAUCUACCUAGAUCAGCCGGAGCUGGCCGACCCGGACUUCCAAAACAAGCUGGACAGCCUCCUGCAGGAGGGCGGCCAGGGAGGCUACCGCCCCUCAAGCUCCAUCACCACCAUACACGAGCACGAGGUGGCGACAGGUGGCGGCAGCGGCACAGGGAGGGAUGCUGAAAGGGCUGAGAGACAAACACUGGGGGUGGGUGUAGACACUGAGAAGGGUGCAGGGGGAAGAGAGGUGGGAUCAUCCAGAAUCCAGGCACUCAGACUGUCAGAAACCCCUCACUCCAUGAGCUCCUUGUCGCCUCGGUCGUCACUUUCCUCGCUAUCACCUCCGUGCUCACCACUGGUUACGGACGCUACGUUUCUGUCAGGGGAGGCCUUCACCAGCGAGGCAGGACCUGAUGGGUUGAGCUUGGACGUGGAGCUCAAAAGCAGGCUAGCAGAGCUGGACCUUAGUCUGGACUCCCAGAAGCUGAAACAGCAGGAGGAGCACAGAGCCCCAGGUGGGCUGGAGGAGAAGCAGAAACGCAAUGGCAUCCUGGGUGAAGAGGUCAAAGCUCCACAGUUGCAAGGAACAGGGGUGGGUCCGAAGAAGAUGGGCGUGAUCUCAGCUGUUUCUGAUGAGUCUGUCGCAGGUGACAGCGGUGUGUAUGAACCCUCUGAGCGCAGGCCAGGUCUCCCUGCUGACAUCCUGCUGGGCUCCGAUGAGGAGAGGCUGGCGCUGGGCUGUGCUCAGGUUCAGCUUGGAUUGCGCUUUGAGUCAAGAGACCAGCGCUUCUCUGUCUUCAUCAUGGCGCUGUCCAACAUCAACGCCCUCUGUCUGCCGGCUGACCACAAAAUGCACAUUCGCAUGGUUGUCCUUCCGUGCGUGGAGACAAACCGCUGCCUGUUCAGAACUCGCGGCUACAUGCCUCAGGAUGUCGUGGAGGUCAACGAGGUGUUCGGCAUGCAGAUAUCUCACAGUGCACUGCGGCAGAAGACCCUGAGGAUUGAUGUAUGUAACACCGGCAAAUCAGGCCACGAAGAUUGUCUGGCGGGAGCGCAGAUCAGCCUGGCCGACGUCAGCUGUUCAGAGGAGAGAAGAACCAAGUGGUACAACCUGCUGAGUUGUGCUUUCACGCCAGAGGUCAGCAGCAAGGAGAAAGACAGCGGGGCAGCUGGUGGUUUGGACACAGCUGGAGCUACCAACAGUGACAGAGUUCCAGACGACGAAGAGUGGCACGGCACCCCCCUGGAAGCAGACAUGUUUGACAAUGAAGAAGAUGACGAGAAGCUUCUGGAAGAAGGAGAGUUGUUCUAUGCUGAUGGCAGCCAAUGGGAGGCCGAGGAGAUGGUGGAGGAGGAGGAGGAUUUGGGUAGGGAGACCAAAAUGGCUCCUCCAGCCGCUAUUAAAGAAAAGGUAAACAAAGAGACGAGUAUGGGCCGCAUCUUGUCGUUGUCCAACCACCACUCAGUGGUUCGGCCCAAGGAGCGGCGCACGGACCUCUCCCAGCAGCACCCCUUCAUAAGGGGCAACACCAUCAUCCGCUCCAAGACCUUCUCCCCAGGACCUCAGAGCCAGUACAUCUGCAGGAUCAAUCGCAGCGACAGCGACAGCUCCACGCUGUCUAAGAAGUCACCGUUUGUGCGAAACGCUUCUGAGCGACGGAGCAUGCGCAUGAAGAAGCCUCCCGUGCAGGUCAAAGGUCUGGACGGCCUCCUGCGCACCUCCCUGGACCUGGAGUUAGACUUACAGGUGUCCCGGACCCGACAGGCCCGGCUCGCUCAGGAGCUGCAGGUUCUGAGAGAGCUAAAAACGCAGCUGGAGACGGCGAGGCAGCAGGGCCAACGUGAGCUGCCUGCCUGGGUCCGAGAGGAUGAGCGCUUCCGCCUCCUCCUAAAACACGCGGAGAAACAGACUCACGAGGAGCAGCUGCAGGAGAAGAGGGUGGAAAAGAUGAUGAGGGCGGCUGCAAAGGACGUCCACAAGAUAAGAGGCCAGAGCCGCAAGGAAGUGCCUGAGGUCCAGACCUUCAGGGAGAAGAUGGCCUUCUUCACGCGAGCAAAGACCACCAUCCCCAACCUGCCGGCUGACGACGUCUAGACAGUCAACAUUUCAAAUGAAAGAGAGUCUUAAAAUGCGCCGCCUCCUCACUAAUGAAGUCAAGCUUUUAGCGGUAAUAUGAAGAAUGUUUUUUAAAAAUAUACCUUAGAUGGAAAAAAAAAAAAAAAGUGACCACUCAGCAUUUGUGGAUAGCUUUUUUUUUGUAAUAUUAGUGACGGCACUGCUCCAUUUUUCUUUUAUUGUACUAACAGACAUUUAAAAUCAUUCCAGCACAAAGAUUGGAAGUAAUGGUAGCACAAACAACGGUACUGAAGCAACAAAAGCUGCUUAUGCUGUUCAUCAGUAGAAUACAUCUAAAAAAUGCUUUUAUUUUCCUGUUUUGUUUUUUUCUUUCUUCAAAAUUGAAAAGUAUGCUGCAAGCAAAGCACUCCACAUGUUGGGGAAUCUCGUUUAAAACCUUUUAAAUCUACUCUUAAUGUUCACUACUAGGGGUGUCCCGAUAAGACCUUCACUUCCCAUCCCAUUCCGAUAUUGCAGCCUUGAUUGCCGGCUGAUAUCGAUCAGAUAUCAGCAUCGAUCAUACAUACUUUACUUGUUUAGUAGCGUGGAAUGUUAAAAAAGGCUUGAUCAAGUGAUAUUACUCAGAGAAUGAUAGUCAGCAGUAGGAAUGAGAAGAAAGUGACCCAUUUACUUACUUGUCGUGAGGCUCGACAUGCUCAAUGAAGCUUUUAACCGGACAUUACUCACCACCGUUAAGGGCUGCCUUUUUUCUAAUGCAGCCAGUGACUUUUUGCUGUCUUGUCGGAGUUUCUCACACUUUGCAAAUGUGUCAAACAGCGGUGGAUGUUUCAGGAAGCCGUGGCUUUCAAAUGCACGAUGAAGUUGGUUGUAUUAAACUUCCCUAGUUCUGUGCCUCCACGGGAAAUUGGUGCAUGACAAGUCCGACUCCUUGCUAAACACGCUAGCACACGCUGUUGUUGUGAUCACGUGGGUUCUGCAUGCAGAAUGUAAGGGCUGCUGCUGGAUAGAAGUGCUGGAAUGGACUGCUUGUACUGGAGUGCCAGUAACGGAGAUUUUAGUUGCGGGCCGAAACAAGCUGAUGCUGCUUUUUUGGCGGAUAUCAGACCGAUAUCUGAUGUCAAUAUCUGAAUGGGACACCCUUAUUCACUGCGAUGCAUUGCGUUGUUAUUAUUGACUCCAGUACACCUGCUGUUACCACGAGUGACCACAGAUGGCACUAGAGUCACAGCUGCGUAAUAUUCAGUCACAUGUUCAUCACAAGUAUCAGAAAAUUGGUUUUAAUUAGGGAUGUCCGAUAAUAUCGGCCCGAUAUUGGCAUAAAAAUAUUAUAUCGUUAUCUGGGUUUUUCCCAAUAAUGAAAACCCUUUUUUUUUUUUUUUUAUACUGCAUGGAUGGACAUUUUAUCGUUCACAUGGCCAGGAUGAUACCACAGUCUUGACUUUCUUGCCAGCUCGUCCAUCUCGCUCUGUACUGAAUUCACGUCUCCCGUGGUAAUAGAAAGUACCGAAAGCUUGAAUCUCCACUUCCUCGCUAGCCGCUUGACUUUCAUCUUAUCCUCGGCUCUGCCGACUCAAUAUCAAUGUGUAGACGGGGAAUCACACCGAUGCGGGACUUCGCUCUCGUGGCGCGUUAAAAUGUGCUUGAAUGAACAAAGAGAGCUGCUUGAAUUCCACAACAGGAGGUAUGUGAUGGUACACAUAUUGCUAAUUGAGUUGCACAAUAUCGGGGGUGGGGAGAAGAAGUAGAUAAUGAACUUAAUCACAAAAUAAAACAACCAAAACAAGACAUGAGAGAUAAGAAAAAUAAGAAAAUAGAAUAAGAAUAAAUAAAUAAAAUAUGGAACAGAUCUCGUCAAAUUUGUAGUGCAAUAAUACAUUAUAAAUCAUAACAAUAAUACAUAAUUAGGUAAUAAGUCCAGGCCUUCCACAGGAUGUAUAGGAUGGUACACUUACUGUAUCAGUAUUGGGUGAUAUCAGAAAUUUGAGGGUUUGAUAAUAUCGGCAAAAAAGCCAAUAUUGGACAUCCCUAGUUUUAAUGUUAAAAAACAAACAAACAUAUCAGGUUGAUUGUAUUCUAUCAACAGCACAGAUGGUCGUAAUCACGAUUAGCUGGACGCAGUUAUGUUUUUUUUACCCCUUUUCUUUACGCUCGCCCACUCUCAGGUAGGAAAUUAGUUCAUUAGUCUGCACUUUAAUAGAAAAAAUUAAUCCAGAAGCUGUAUGACGUCACGCGGGAAUGAUUCAUUUUCAAAGCAAAGACAACCACAAAAAUCGUAUUUUUAUGUCACUGUGAACGUCUUGAUUGUAUCCUAACUUUUAAAACCAGCAGCAUCUCGCUUUUCAUUCUCAUCGGCUGCAUGAAGCGUCCCUCUUUUAACUGGAUCCUGAAGUUAGUUCCCCAGCAGGGCCAAUAAUAAUCAAUUGGUUGCAAUGUACAUAUCAUGAAAAGGAGGAAAUCAUCUGUCCACAAGUGUCUUUUUGCUGAACUCUUUCUAAACUGUCUCCUGAUGGUGGACAAUAGAUAGAAUGAAGUUAUUUCUUCACCGUUUUAACAAGGUUCUGCUGGUGCUUUAUGUGAUUUGAAAACACGGACGUCAUCCAUUCCAUUCACGCCAUUCCACAAGUUUCCAUGUUAUUUUAUUUUCUGUGGCUGAAGAGCGUCUUCUCGUAUUUUAGUUUGUUUGUUAAUCAAAAAGCUGGAAUUGUUCUCUUCUCCCAUCAAAGCUGGAAAUGUUUGCAUUAUUUUUACUCAAUGUGAACACUUUAAGAAUCUGUUUUGUGUGUGUGGGUGUGUGUGUGUGUGUGUGUGCGUGUAUAGCGCAAGUAGUGUGUGGAAAUAUUUUGUCAUUAUUGACACAUUAAAAAAAGAAAAUCAACUGUGACAACAUCCGGAUGAAGGCAUGUAAGUUUUUAACUACACUGAAUGUUGGAGAAAACAAUGAAAAGCAUGCUGAUAUGUUACAAAUUUUGUCAUUUAGUUAUACUUUUUUUGUUGGUUUUUUUUUUUUAGUACCUCUUUUUUUCCCCCUUUGGAAGUUUUGUCCCAAUGAAUUUGUUUGUAUUAAGGCUGUGAUGAUUAUGGAUGUGUGUGUGUGCGUGUGUGGAUGAGGAAAAAACCAGCAUGUAUUUAUUGCACUUUGUGAUUUGGGUGUGCUUUUCCUGUUUAUUUCUCCCCCUCCUCAUUUCUUUUCUUUUUAUCGUCAAAGAGUCCCGAAAAAGCUGUGAAUUUUAUUCUCAGACACUGUACUGUCGACCAGAGUUGUAAAUAUUUCACCAGCACACGACGAGAAAAAAAACACACAAUAUGUUUUGUAGUUUCACAACAAAUAAAAAAAGGUUACCUUUUA